CCGCACUGAAGCUUGUUUUACUACGGACACCUUAGAUCAGCGGGGAAAAACACAUGUAUAUUUUAUAGAAAGUGUAUUAAGUAAAAUUAGCCUUGACUUUCAUAUUCGGGUUAAUUUAAUAUUCAGGGUGACUUGUACACGUAACAGUCUGAAUAUUUCAUUAAUUAUUAGACUCAGGUAGUCUUUUAUGAAUGUAAUUAUGAGCUCGGCGUCUACUGCAGUGCUGCUGGAAACGAUCAACUUUGCCGCAGAGAAACAUCGUAAUCAGCGCCGUAAAGAUCCCGAUGCCACACCAUACAUUAAUCACCCCAUAGGGGUGGCAAGGAUUUUAAGCCAUGAGGGUGGAAUCACAGAUAUCGAAGUUUUGCAAGCAGCAUUGCUUCAUGACACUGUAGAAGACACUGACACAACCGUUGAGGAGCUGGAGUCUGUGUUUGGACCAACAGUGGCGAGAAUUGUCCAGGAGGUGACCGAUGACAAGACACUCCCAAAAGAAGAGAGAAAACGCCUACAAGUGGAACAUGCACCACACCGCAGCCAACAGGCCAAGCUGGUUAAACUAGCUGAUAAGUUGUAUAAUUUACGGGACCUCAAUCGUUGCACCCCCAUAGGUUGGACAACAGAAAGAGUUCACAAAUACUUUGUAUGGGCAUCUCAAGUGGUAAAAGGGCUUCGUGGCACCAACACAGCGCUUGAGGAAAAACUGCAGCAGCUAUUUUUGGAGAGAGGAGUGCAGUUGUAAUGGUGCUUUUAUAAUGCAUUUGAUCAUCAUUCAUGGAAUGCUCCUAGCCAUAAAAAAGAUUUUGAAAUGUUUUUCUGAAAUUUAAAUAUUCUGUGUGUGUGAGUGUGUAUUUCACCCUUUCUUUGUUAUAUAAUAAUAAUGGACAAAGGCAUGCACUGUUAUGAACUGCAAUUAAAGUUUUGGAGAAGGUUAACAAAAAGUUAUGUAUUAUUAUUCCUAAACUGAUUAAUAGGAAUAAUAAUGAUCUAAAAAGUACUGCUGCUUCUCCCUGAUAAAGAUUUUCCAAUGGUGACGACAGAUAAAAUACCACAUGAAUUGUUUCUAAAUACACUGUGAAAGCUUGAUAUUAGCCACCAGUGUCGUGUGAUUCCAGAAAAUAUAUUUAAAUAAAAUUACAAAUAUUCUGAGUCUUAAAUUUGUACUAGUCCGUAGAUUAUUUAUUUUUUGUGAAAUCAUAAUGAAUAUGCAAUUACAAUAAAACAACAAAAUUUAGAUAAUAUGAAGACACAACAAAUUAAUCUUUAAAAAAAAAACAUUGUUUUCAACUAAGUUAUAUGUUUGCUGACUAAUACGUUUCCAAGUCAAGGUAGUAGAAAUUAUCAUUGGGAAAUUAACCAUGUAUCUUUUCCCAUACACACAAAAUAUGUUAAUACUAGAUAAUAAAUACCCACCAUCAGAGUUUCUUAAACAUAGACUUAAUAAUAAUUGCACUUUUUGUGAUGUCAAAAUUAAAUCAACCCAUCAUUUGUUUUUCUAUUGUGUAUUCUGGAACACAUGUAGAACUGGCUUAAACUUAAUAAAUUCAUUAACUGAAUUUGAUAAUAAUUAUAUAACUUUUAUAAUAACAGAAGAUGAUCCCGUUUUUAUUUUAUUUUACAUUAUUUUGGGGAAAUGCAAUAUCCAUAAAUUAAAGUGCUUUAAAACAACCAUUAGGCCUAUUAUCUGUAUUUCAAAAACAAUUCCAGAUUUAUUGUAGGUCCUUAAAAUAUGUAAAAAGACAAAUUGCUUUUUUAUGUUCUUUUUUAUUUUAUGGUUGUUGUGAAAGGUGCUAUACAAAUAAA
Molecule: messenger RNA, 1803 nt
Organism: Xyrauchen texanus (razorback sucker)
Lineage: Eukaryota; Metazoa; Chordata; Actinopteri; Cypriniformes; Catostomidae
Gene: hddc3
Product: HD domain containing 3
Exons: 4
Coding region: 188-742 (184 amino acids)
Molecular function (GO): guanosine-3',5'-bis(diphosphate) 3'-diphosphatase activity
Source: RefSeq, a predicted model, not a curated record